UCGCCGUCGUGGUCGUGGUCAAAGUUACGCGCGCGCGUUUGUUCUCCCGAGUUUGAGCCGUUUCGUGCAAGAAGUGCGUGUGGAACCUGUUGGAGAGCUGAAGACCGCUGAGGAAUACAGUAGCUGCUGUUGGAGAACCCCGCCAGGGAGAGGCCAUGAACGACGCCUCACAGUUUGGAUUACAGUGAAGAUUUUUGGAAUCGUGCCAUCAAUGAUCGCCCAGGAAUAUGACUAAGCGCAUGUUCUUGAAGCUGACGGUCGUUGUCCUUGGUACCGUCUGCUGGACAACGACGAGCACCGACGCGUACAGGAAUGUACAACCGGAAGCGGCAUCCUUCCGCCGGGACAGCGUCGAAGCUGUACCGCCCAGAAGUUACGAAAAGACGGCUGCGUACACCCAAGACGACAUCUUCGGAACAAAGUCACUUCCGCUGAGAAGUGCCGUUGAAAGCGCGCCAGUCAGUUUGGUUGACGAUCACUUGCCACUUCGCGAUGCAGUGGAGUUUCGCAUCCUGGAUAUGGACAAUGCCAUCGAGGACGUCGUAAGCGAUGUCAAGUCGGUGGUGACUUUGGAGCAGCAACGUGUGGAGUCGGGAGAAUCGUUCGACUAUCGUGCCCCAGCGAAUCCGUUGUUCCAGAAUAAAUAUGCAGCGUACUCGUUCCCGAUGCAAUACGACACCAGGAAUCCGCAGCCGUUCCGGUUCGGUUCACCAUACCAACAGCUGGUGGACAUCAACACUCUGCGAGAUAAACCGAGUGUGGAAGUUAGUCAAUUCCAAAGGUUUGGCAACUUGAAGCAGCGUUCUGGCGAUUUGAAAGUGGUUUGCCACAUGACUAAUUGGGCUUUCUACCGGAAGGAUGAUGCCCAGUUUGUUCCGGAGCAGAUUGAUAACAAACUGUGCACGCAUAUUGUAUACUCAUUCGCCACGCUGGAUCCAGCGUCUCUGAUAAUGAAGGAAUUUGAUUCGUGGGCUGAUAUCGAUAAUCACAUGUAUCAACGAACGAUCACUGCUGCAGGUUCAACCGUUCCCGUACUGUUAGGAAUGGGAGGAUGGACGGAUUCCGUUGGGGACAAGUACUCUACCAUGGUUGGUUCACCACAGAAUCGACGCAACUUCAUCAGUAACGCAGUUAGUUUUCUACGGACUUAUGGAUUCUCUGGACUUCAUCUGGAUUGGAACUACCCGGUUUGCUGGCAAAGUGAUUGCUCGAAGGGACCUUCCAGUGACCGUCCCAAUCUGACAAAGCUCAUGAAGGAAAUGAAGCAAGAGUUCAGCAGGCACAAUUUGCUGCUCAGUAUGAGUAUAUCCGGAUACAAGGAAGUCAUUACGGAAGCUUACGAAAUAGCUCAGUUGUCGAACAUUGUGGACUUUAUGACUAUCAUGACGUACGACUACCACGGAUCGUGGGAAUCUCAGACCGGACACGUCAGUCCACUGUACGGAAGCUCGGGUGACAAGUAUCCACAAUACAACACUGAUUACGCCAUGCAGCUAUUGGUCAAGAUGGGAGCCCAAAAGGAUAAACUGAUCAUGGGAGUUCCCUUGUAUGGACAGAGCUUCACGCUUUCGCGAACCGAAAUAUCUGGGUUGGGUAGUCCAGCCUCUGGUCCCGGACAAGCUGGUGAAGACACUCGUCAGCCUGGUAUGCUAGCGUACUACGAAAUUUGUUACCGAGUCCGGAAGCAAAAAUGGCGGGUUGCUCGCGAUGUGUCGCUGAAAUCAGGACCCUAUGCUACUUCAAAGGACCAAUGGGUGGGCUAUGAUGAUCCAGUUUCGGCAACUGUGAAAGCUCAAUACGUUAUGAAGGGAGGAUAUGGAGGUAUCGCGGCAUGGACUAUGGAUUUGGACGAUUACCAGAACAAGUGCUGCGAAGAACGGUAUCCGGUGCUGAGCGCUAUCAACAGGGCGUUCGGAAGACUGGACACUCCUCAACCAACUAAGGCGGACUGUACCCGCCCACCACAGGCAGUGACCCCACCCAUGGCAGAAAUGACCACCGGAGCUGACAACGGAAGCGGAGGUCCAACGACAUCUGCGACCACGUGGCCUUCGUGGCAGGAACCAACGACAACUAGGAGGACGACUACCAGCACGACUACGACUUCCACGACAACGACGACAACCGAGCGACCAACCACAACACGUCGCACCACAACUACAACGACGACUCGCCGCACUACGACUCCAACUACAACGACACGUCGUACAACUACCAGCACCACGACCUACGUUCCACCGACCACCACUGUAGGAACGACAAUUCCCGCCCCGGCACUAGUCCAGCCUGGUCUUAUGGAGGGUGAACCAUGCGAACCAAACCAGUACAAAGCCCAUCCGUACAGCUGCAACUCGUACUACCGUUGCGUGUACGGAGAGUUCAAGCAGCAGUACUGCGCCGGAGGUCUCCACUGGAACGAAGCGGCUAGUCUAUGCGAUUGGCCAGCUAACGCAAGAUGUACGAAGGAUUCGUCUGCUCAGCCAGUUGCGAUGAUUCCGGAAACAACGACCACAAUGGCUGCUCCAACGACUACGCGUCGAAGAAAGACUACGACUUCAACGACCACGACACCGAUGACUACUACUCGUCCGAAUAGAUGGACCACCACCAUGAGCCGUCCAAGUCCGACACCCUCGCGUGUUCCCAACAACCCUAAUAAGCCUACGAAGAAACCGGUGACUACAACGAAGAAGCCUCCUCAGCGACCCGUUGAGAAGUGUUCCAAUGGAGAAUACUAUCCGCACAAGAGUUGCGACAGCUUUUACAUCUGUGUGAAUGAAAAGAAGGUUGCUCAACAGUGCGGUCCAGGGUUGUUCUGGAACCAGGAUGUCAACAGUUGUGACUGGGAGGAUAACGUCAACUGUGUCAGCCGUGCGCAGUACUACAAGUUGUUGAACAAGUACACCAAGCUAGCUCCGCUGAAGGUUCUGUCGGAAGACGACCCAUGUGAUGGCCAUACGCACGUUCCGUACCCGGGAGAUUGUAAUCAAUAUCUGGUCUGCAACUGGGGACGGCUAGAAGCAGCCAGCUGUGCCGAAGGACUGCACUGGAAUCAAGAACGAAUGAUUUGCGAUUGGCCAUCGAAUGCCAAGUGCAAGCAGACCUCUCCGACCGAUAGCACCGAGAACAGUUCCGAAGAAGAGGAAGGCGAAACGUUGCAGGAGGUUGAUCAGGACAUUGAUCGACCCUCGAGUAAGCCCACAACAACUACUACAACGACCACAACGACAACGACCACGGAGAUGCCGGUUCUUGAACCGUUGUCUGGACAUUAUAAAAUGGUUUGUUAUUUCACCAAUUGGGCGUGGUAUCGUAAGGGCUACGGCAAGUACACUCCGGAUCACAUACGGACGGACCUUUGUACUCACAUCGUGUACGGAUUCGCUGUACUGGACUACUCGUCGCUUACGAUAAAGACGCACGACUCUUGGGCAGAUAUCGAUAACAAGUUCUACACACGAGUGGUCGCUGCUAAGGAGAAGGGAGUUAAGGUAACUCUUGCUAUCGGAGGAUGGAACGACUCCGCCGGAGACAAGUACAGUCGACUGGUGAGAAGUGCCGCUGCAAGAGCACGUUUCGUCCAACACGUGGUUGAGUUCCUCGAAAAAUACGGAUUCGAAGGCUUGGAUCUUGACUGGGAAUAUCCGGUAUGCUGGCAGGUUGAUUGCAAGAAGGGAUUCGCCGACGAGAAGGAAGGCUUUGCUAGCUUAGUACGUGAGCUGUCCGCUGAGUUCAAACCAAGAGACUGGUUGCUGUCUGCUGCGGUGUCACCAAGCAAGACUGUAAUUGAUGCUGGGUACGAUGUACCAACUUUGGCGCAGUACUUUGACUGGAUUGCCGUCAUGACGUACGACUUCCACGGACAGUGGGACAAGAAAACCGGCCACGUUGCUCCGCUGUACUACCACCCGGACGACGAGAUUGAUUACUUCAAUGCGAACUAUUCCAUCAACUACUGGAUUGAACUGGGUGCUCCUGCAAGGAAGCUGGUGAUGGGAAUGCCACUCUACGGACAAUCGUUCGCCCUUGCUGAUCAAAAGAACAACGGACUGAACGCAAAGGCUCCAGGACCCGGACAAGCUGGGGAAUUCACUCGAGCUGCUGGUUUCCUGGCAUACUACGAGAUUUGCGACCGAAUCCAGAACAAGGAAUGGACCGUCGUGCAGGACGAGCUAAAGCGCAUGGGACCGUAUGCGUACAAGGGCAACCAGUGGGUGUCGUUCGACGACAAGGAAGCGCUGUUGCGCAAGGUACAGUUCAUACGAGCGAUGAACCUUGGCGGAGGUAUGAUUUGGGCGCUGGACUUGGACGAUUUCAAGAAUCGCUGCGGACAGGGUCAUCAUCCGUUGCUCACGGCAAUCCGGGAAGGGCUACGCGAUGCUCCGAGCGGAACGGAGGUAGUGCCUGCAACUGUACCAGAGUCUACUGUCGAGGAAGAGGUGAAGGAACCUGUGAAUGUCAAUACAAACAAUGCUGCGUCGCCGGAGCAGGGAUCCGUUGAUAAGACAGAUUCUGAUGAGAAUGCAAUCGAGUCCGAUUAUGACUACAAGGUAGUGUGCUACUUUACCAACUGGGCCUGGUAUCGACAGAGUGCUGGAAAGUAUCUGCCCGAAGACAUUGAUGCCGACCUUUGUACGCAUAUUGUGUACGGGUUCGCCGUGUUAGAUCGAGAGAAUCUGGUAAUAAAGCCACACGACUCUUGGGCAGAUAUUGAUAACCGAUUCUACGAACGAGUGGUCGAGUUCAAAAAGAAGGGUAAGAAGGUAACCGUUGCCAUUGGAGGUUGGAAUGAUUCUGCUGGAGACAAGUACAGUCGGUUGGUGCGAAAUGCUAACGCUAGAAGGAAGUUUAUCGCGGAUGUAAUCUCUUUCAUUGAAAAGUACGGAUUUGAUGGUUUGGAUCUCGACUGGGAAUAUCCAGUAUGCUGGCAGGUGGAUUGUACCAAGGGAUAUUCUGAUGAAAAGGAAGGUUUUGCUAGCUUGGUGAUAGAAUUAUCUCAAGCAUUCAAACCUAAGGGAUUGCUGCUGUCUUCGGCUGUUUCCCCGAGUAAGAAGGUCAUGGAUGAGGGAUAUGAUGUUGUCACACUGUCGAACUAUAUGGAUUGGAUUGCGGUGAUGACGUACGACUACCACGGCCAGUGGGAUAAGAAAACGGGACACGUAGCGCCAAUGUACGAACAUCCGGAUGAUUUCGAUAAGACAUUCAAUGCAAACUUCACUUUGAAUUACUGGAUCGAACAAGGAGCGGAUCCACGUAAGUUGGUUAUGGGCAUGCCUAUGUAUGGACAAUCGUUCUCAUUGGCGGACAACAGCAACCACGAUCUGAAUGCUAGAACAUAUGGCGGUGGAGAAGCUGGAGAAUAUACCAAGGCUCGUGGAUUCCUUGCGUAUUACGAGAUUUGCGCCAACAUUAUCAACAAAAAGUGGACUGUAGUACGAGACCGUAAGGGACGAAUGGGUCCUUACGCGUACAAGGGAGAUCAGUGGGUAUCGUUCGAUGAUCAGUACAUGAUUCGUCACAAGAGCGAAUACGUAAAAGCCAUGGGACUUGGUGGGGCUAUGAUCUGGGCGCUGGAUCUGGAUGAUUUCCGCAACUCGUGUGAUUGUGAAGAAUAUCCGCUGCUGCGAACCAUCAAUCGAGUCUUGCGUAAUUACCCCGGACCUGGCCCGAGAUGUGUGCUCGAGAAGAUUCCACAGCGAGAAGAACCUCGCCCCACGCGUCCUCCAACGAGCAGCACCACCCAAGAGACAACUCGACGCCCUGCGACAACGACGACCACUAAACGUACGACAACAUCAACGAGAAAAUGGACUACGACAACUCCGCGCAGAACAACGCCAAGGCCAACGUAUACGACAACGAGUAUCCCCUCGUACGAAGAAGUCCUGAAUGAAACGGAUGAGCAACAAACUUGUUCCGAUGGUCGUCUGUUCAUUCCACAUGCAUCCGAUUGUAACAAAUAUUACAUUUGUCAGUACGGAAAGCUUUAUGAACAAAAAUGUCCGGCUGGUUUGUACUGGAGCGGAAACCGUUGCGAUUGGCCCCAAAAUACCAACUGCCAGAACAAGCAAUCGGAUACGCCAAGCUCUGUCAGACCCACAGCAAGACCUACAUACACUAGCGCACGUCCCACUUACUCUACAACCCGUAGAAGUACUACUUCCGCUUCAUCGAAGCUUACAACGACCACCACAACGGCAUCUUGGGUUCCGGAAAGCACAAGCAUGGUUUGGUGGAAACCCGAGUCAUCGAGUACUAAUUCGGGUUGGUGGAUGCCCGACACGACCACUAAGCGUCCAACGCGACCUCCACCGGCGGGUGACCCGGAGGUUCAACUAACCGGAAGCAACGACUACAAGGUGGUCUGCUACUUCACCAAUUGGGCAUGGUACCGUCAGGGUGACGGCAAGUACACUCCGGAUGACAUUGAGGAUUCCCUGUGUACGCACAUUGUGUACGGGUUCGCGGUUUUAGAUCGUGAAAGUCUUACGAUCAAAACGCACGACUCGUGGGCGGAUAUCGACAACAUGUUCUACGAACGGGUAGUGGAACACAAACGAAGAGGUACUAAGGUUACUCUUGCCCUCGGUGGUUGGAAUGACUCGCUUGGAGACAAAUACAGCAAACUGGUUAGGAGUCCGUCAGCUAGGGCGAAAUUUGUGAGUCACGCAGUCGAGUUCAUCGAGAAAUACGACUUUGAUGGGCUAGACUUGGAUUGGGAAUAUCCAGUGUGUUGGCAGGUAGAUUGCAAGAAGGGAUUCGCCGACGAGAAGGAAGGCUUUGCCGAUCUGGUUAAGGAACUAGCAGUGGCGUUCCGACCGAGAAGGUGGCUGCUGUCGGCAGCGGUUUCACCCAGCAAAAUGGUAAUUGAUGCGGGAUACGAUGUCCCAGUGUUGGCUGAGUAUUUCGACUGGAUCGCAGUCAUGACCUAUGAUUUCCACGGAAAUUGGGACAAACAAACAGGCCACGUGGCUCCGCUCUACUACUACCCAGGAGAUACUUACGAUUAUUUUAAUGCAAACUUUUCCAUCAACUAUUGGAUCGAGAAGGGAGCUCCAUCGAGAAAGUUGGUCAUGGGAAUGCCGCUGUAUGGCCAAUCGUUUGCAUUGGCUGAUACGAGCAACUAUGGUCUGAACGAGAAGUCCUACGGACCGGGCGAGGCAGGAGAGUUCACCAGAGCUGGUGGUUUCCUAGCGUACUAUGAAAUUUGCGAAAAGGUCAACCGUAACGGAUGGACCGUCCAACGGGAUCCGGAAGGGCGCAUCGGACCGUACGCGUACCAUGGAAACCAGUGGGUCUCGUACGACGACGUUGAGGAGAUCCGCCGGAAGACGCAAUAUCUCAAGCAGAUGAACCUCGGUGGAGGAAUGAUUUGGGCGCUGGAUUUGGACGACUUUAGGGGACGCUGUGGGUGUGGAAAGCAUCCGCUGUUGAGAACGAUGAAUCUGGAACUGGGAAGAAUCACCACGAAACGGCCGGAGAAUUGCACGUAGGAGUUGCAGCAAUCAAUGUGUUGUUGUUAGGGUAUAAGAGAGUAACGUGCUGAAAAGGGCAUGCUGAAGAACUGAUAGUGGAAUAAAGUGAUACAAUUUGUAA
This is a messenger RNA of Culex pipiens pallens (northern house mosquito), 7596 nucleotides long. Its product is annotated as probable chitinase 10. Gene Ontology annotation, biological process: carbohydrate metabolic process; chitin catabolic process. The transcript has 12 exons. Gene Ontology annotation, molecular function: chitin binding; chitinase activity. NCBI's taxonomy places the organism in Eukaryota, Metazoa, Arthropoda, Insecta, Diptera, Culicidae. Gene Ontology annotation, cellular component: extracellular region. The record is from RefSeq and is a predicted model, not a curated record. Bases 228 to 7493 code for a protein of 2421 amino acids.